AUGCCGAAAGAGUGUAAAUCGUCUGAUGAGAAUCCUGGUGUGACAGGUGAAAUCGCUUUCUACAAAAAGGAAGGCAAUGCGUUUCAACGCCAGCUAGAUAAUCUCAAUAGCUUCCUUACGAACGAGCAGCUAAAAAACUUAGAUGAGGCCGAACUUUCUGCGCGACUUAAACAUGCUGAGCGUUUGCAGGCAAACUUCGAAAAUGCACGAUCAACACUUAGGCGAUUGGACCGCAAGGAAUUCGAGUCUGAUGCUGACGAAAAUUUCUCCAAAGUGUAUAUUGAGGUAGAGGCAAAAAUUAAUCGUUGGCUGAAUACAAAACAUAAGUCAUCUGGCGCGCACUCUUCAACACUACGACAGUUCUCUUGGGACGACAUUACGCCGCAGCAGUUACAACGACGAUCCAGGCUACCUGAGCUCAAAAUUCCAGUUUUUAGUGGCUCCUAUCUCGACUGGCCAUCGUUUUUCAGCACGUUUACUUCAGCAAUAGACAAAGACGUGGAGAUGUCCAAAUUAGAAAAAAUGCAGUACUUGAUCACCAGUCUCAGUGAUGCAGCUUUAGACACUGUGCGCUCACUCGAGCCCAGUGAAGAGAAUUACGACAAAGCUUUAGAUUUAUUAAAAGUACGUUUUGAUAAUAAAUUACUUCAUUUCCAGGCACACAUAAAGGCAAUUUUCGGGCUACAAGGUAUGGAAAUGGGCGCAUCAGAUGGGUUACGAAAAUUAAGCGAUCAAGUAAAUGCACAUCUUCGAGCGCUGCAAACUUUAGCAACUACUGAAGAUAUAUAUAAUGGUUUACUCAUACACCUCAUCACAAGCAAACUGGAUAGACAAACGCAUGAAAAAUGGGAAGAGAAUUUAUCUGCACACAAAUUACCUACAUGGAUUGACAUGUCAACGUUUUUGGGAAGAAGAUGCCGCAUGAUGGAGAAUUUGGAAAACGCUAUGGUCAUACAGGCACCUAGCAAACAGGUGAAAAAUAUUGUAUCUCAAGCAAAAUCAAAAGCAAGCGUACUCGUUACUGUAGGUGGUGGCAAGCCCACUCCACUCUGUAUUUUUUGUGAUUCCAAAGAGCAUUUCAUUACUGGUUGCACUUCGUUUUUGAAUCUUUCUCCAAAUUUGCGUUAUAAGGAAGCAAAAAAAUUUCAUUUGUGCUUAAAUUGCCUACGCAAGGGUCACACUAUCAAGCAAUGCAAAUCUGGCAAUUGCAGGUAUUGCCAAGCAAAACAUAACACUUUACUGCAUUUAAAUGGCAAGCAAGAUAGUGUACCAAAACCGAUUGUGGCAUCGCCUGUACCAAAUAGCCAGGUUACAACAUCGCAAUCAGCAUUAACAUCAUUAGUUGCAAGUCCCAAACCUUUAGCCUUGAAAAAUGUGUCUAACAAUUGUGUGCUGUUAGCAACGGCCAUCAUUUUAGUAAAAAAUCGUGCAGGCACAUUAAUUCCUUGUCGCGCUAUUUUAGACUCUGCGUCUCAAUUAAAUUUCAUUACAUCCCGGUUAGCAAAUCAACUUCAACUUCGGUCUCAUCAUUCACCAGUUUUAGUAUCUGGCAUUGGAGAAUCGAGUCUCAAUGCAGACAGAUGCGUCGACAUAUUUGCCCAAGCGCAUGAUGGUCGGUUUUCGACAUCGUUCACAGCUUUAAUAACACAAAGCAUAACAGACUAUCAGCCGAAUUUUGAUAUCAGCAUUGAGGGGUGGAACAUACCAAACAACAUUAAUUUAGCUGACCCAUCAUUCUUCAAAGCAAACCGUAUUGAUGUUUUGAUCGGUGCGGAAUUAUUCUACGACUUAAUUUGCGUUGGACAAUUUAGAAUUGCUGAUCACUUACCAACACUGCAAAAAACUAAGUUGGGCUGGGUAGUUUCUGGAGGCGCAUCACAUAUCAGUAAUAAAUUAACAACUCUUUCGGCAUUCAGAAAAUUAACACUUCCACAUGAUAAUAUUGAUACACUUUCAAACAUUGUUAAACGCUUUUGGGAGAUCGAAAAUGGUUUCGAUUCUACUCCAGCAUUAUCAGAAGAGGACGCUUUUUGUGAGCAGCAUUUCAUACAAAAUUUUCUUCGUUUGCCUUCAGGGGACUACUCAGUUAGACUACCACCUAAAUCCGAUCUUGAUGCUCUUGGUGAAUCGCAUUAUCUUGCUUUACGUAGAUUCAGGGCGCUAGAAAAAAAACUCCAAAAGGCUCAAUCCACAAAACUUUUAUAUUCGGCAUUUAUGCAGGAGUAUAAGGAUCUUGGUCAUAUGUCGCUGGCAUCAUUUCAAGCAGACAAACCAGUUUACUACUUACCGCAUCACUGCGUUAAAAAGCAAGACAGUACCACUACAAAACUGCGCGUGGUUUUUGAUGGGUCCGCUAAAACUACUUCAGGGUAUUCGCUAAACGAUUUGUUGCUACCAGGGCCAAUCAUUCAGCCAAAACUUUUUAACAUCUUGCUUCGCUUUAGACUUUUCAAAGUUGCACUACUUGGCGACAUAUGUAAAAUGUAUCGCUGCAUUAAAAUGAGUAGCCCUGAUGACCAGUUGCAGUGCAUUCUUUGGCGCGAUGACCCAUCUGAGCAAGUCAAGACAUACAAGUUAAACACGGUCACAUAUGGAACGAGGCCUGCUGCUUUCCUAGCUAUUCGAGCUAUGCAUCAGCUUACAUUUGAUGAGGAGGAAUCAUUUCCAGUCGGCGCUAAAAUCAUUCGAAGAGAUUUUUACGUGGAUGAUUUGAUAUCUGGUGGCGAUUCAAUCGAGGAGGUCAUACAAAUGAAGCAAGAGAUCAGACAGCUACUUCUACGAGGAGGCUUUCCAAUUCGAAAAUGGUGCUCUAAUGAAGUUGAUGUUUUGAAAGAUGAAGACGAAAGUAAUUGCGAAAAAUUCAUAAAGUUUCAUGAUGGUACAGAUGUGACAAAGGCACUUGGCCUUGUGUGGGAACGUAUCUCAGACAACUUUCUAUUCAGUUUCACACCAAUCUUGAAUUCGCAGAAAAUUACAAAGCGAUCUAUUCUUUCAGUCAUAGCGCGGUUCUACGAUCCACUUGGCUUAAUAUGCCCAGUUAUCACAAAGCUGAAGAUCUUCAUGCAAGCCUUAUGGAAGGAAAAACUGGUUUGGGACGAAAGCCUGCCGCAAUCGCUACAGUCCAUUUGGUUGGACUUGUGUGGUCAACUUUCAUUCGUUAGCAAUCUUCAUUUUCCACGAUACGUGCUUGCACUGCAAGCCCGCGUUCAAAUUCAUGCCUUUUGUGAUGCCAGUCUAUCCGCUUAUGGUGCUUGUGUUUACACACGCGUUGAAAAGCACGGCGUCAACAAAAUACAUCUUCUAUGUUCCAAGUCCAGAGUUGCACCUUUGAAGUCGAUCACGGUUCUAAAACUCGAGUUGUCUGCUGCGUUGUUGUUAGCGGAAUUGGUUUCAAAUAUUUUGGAAAAUAGCCAACUAUCAUAUGAGUGCCAUUGUUGGUCGGAUUCAAUGGUUGUAUUGUCGUGGCUACGAUCUGCUCCCAGUAAUUUUAACAUAUUCGUAUCAAAUCGCGUAGCUAAAAUACAAUCGCUUACAUCAGGUAUGACCUGGCAUCACGUUCCAACCGAACUGAAUCCUGCGGAUAUUCUUUCGCGCGGCUGCACUCCAAAAGAGCUUCUAAAUAACACCCUAUGGGCUAAUGGACCUUCAUUCCUCCAAUUUGAUUCAGCGCAUUGGCCAAGCAAUAUGGAUUUCUUAUCUAAUCUUCCAGAAAGACGGCGCCAUGUUUUAAUUGCUGCAACUCAAAUCGACGAAACUUACGGUUGCAAGUUCCAAAAUUCAUUCAGCAAGUUACAGCGCGUGUUUGCGUACGUUUACAAAUUUCGCCACAUUAAAUCAAAACGAACUUUACCAUCAGCUGGAUUUCUCACAGUCGACGACAUUAAAGGCGGUACACUGCUGCUAAUCAGGCAUAUCCAGCAAGUGCACUUCGCAUCAGAAUACAAAAUACUGAAAGAAAACAAACAGUUGCCUUCCUGCAACCAUUUACUGUCACUCAAUCCAUUUAUCGACGACUUUGGUUCAUUACGCGUUGGAGGGCGGCUCUAUAAUUCGAAUUUAGAAUUCGAGGCAAAACACCCACUUUUGCUACCUAAACAGCAUCCAGUCACUUCCGCACUCAUUAAAUUCUAUCAUCGUAAACUAUUGCAUGCAGGACCGCAGAGCUUAUUAGCAUCAAUUCGUCAGCAAUUUUGGCCUAUUGGUGGGCGCAAAACAGUUUCAAAAAUCAUUAAUAAAUGCUUGAGGUGCUUCCGCCUUAAGCCCAGGGUACUGCAGCAAAUUAUGGGUCAACUUCCAACAGACCGUGUGAGACCAUCUAGACCUUUUAUUACAACAGGUGUUGACUAUUGUGGACCACUCCAGUACAAAUGUGAGGUGCGCAACCGGCCACCCGUGAAAUGCUACGUAUGUAUCUUUGUUUGUUUUUCAACGAAAGCAUGUCAUCUUGAACUUGUCCAAGAUUUAUCGACGUCAUCGUUCAUUGCUGCACUCAAACGAUUUAUCAGCAUUAGAGGCAAGCCAAACACUAUUUGGUCUGAUAACGCUACAAAUUUUGUUGGGGCAAAAAAUGAGCUAGAAGAGCUGCGAAAACUAUUCGCCGAUCAAAAUCACAAUAGAGCAGUAGCUGAAGCUUGCAUUGAAAAUCAAAUUGAUUGGAAAUUUAUUCCUCCCCGCUCGCCCCAUUUUGGCGGCUUAUGGGAAGCUGCGGUCAAGUCCGCAAAACUUCAUUUCUAUCGCACCGUUGGCGUCUCUAUUUUAACCUUCGAUGAGCUUCGCACUCUCAUUUGUGAAAUUUCUGCUAUUUUAAAUUCUCGUCCCCUUUGUCCAAUUACAGAAAAUCCAGACGAUCUUGACGUGCUUACACCAGCGCACUUUCUCAUUGGUGGGUCAUUUACAGCCAUAGAAGAACCAAUUGUUACGCAUCUAAAUAUGAACCGUCUAAGCCGGUGGCAGCGAAUUUGUCAGAUGCAGCAAAUCUUUUGGCAAAGGUGGAGCACUGCGUAUCUAUCAUUACUGCAAGAGAGGUGUAAGUGGCGAAACCCUAUGGCAAACAUACAACAAGGUGCUAUGGUGCUUUUAAAGGAUGACAAUCAACCGCCUUUAAAAUGGAGUCUGGGUCGGGUUGAACACACCUUCAGUGGCGCUGACGGAUAUGUUAGAGCAGCGAUCAUUAAAACAGCAAAUGGGCCAGUAAAACGAGCUAUAACUAAGAUUGCAGCACUUCCGGUUGAAACAGAUUUGGUUGAAAGCCUACACCUUCCAACGGGGGGAGUAUGUAUGCAGCAGGAAUCUGCAUAA
This is a messenger RNA of Anastrepha ludens (Mexican fruit fly), 5298 nucleotides long. RefSeq lists its product as uncharacterized. Lineage: Eukaryota; Metazoa; Arthropoda; Insecta; Diptera; Tephritidae. The record is from RefSeq and is a predicted model, not a curated record. The transcript has a single exon. Gene Ontology annotation, molecular function: zinc ion binding; nucleic acid binding. Bases 1 to 5298 code for a protein of 1765 amino acids. Gene Ontology annotation, biological process: DNA integration.